UUUGCCGCAGGAAGUGAGGCCGGAAGCUCGCGGUUGGGAGCCUGACAACCGUCGGUUGAAAGCGAGGAGGCUGAGGGGAGGGAAGCCACUUUUGACAUUGAAGCCUACCUGACAGAAAAUGCAGUUUCAAGUGUUGGUGAGCUGUACUUUUAUUGCGAUGUGCUCAGCACACGUUCAUCAUAAACAUGAGCCGGUUGUUGCUGAGGACCACUAUAUGGAUAGUGAACACAGUUCAGAGUUCGAUCGGGAAGUCCUGUUUGGCGGAGAGAAAGAAGUUGGGGAACUUGCUAAGUUAAGCCCUGAAGAACAACAAUCCCGACUCAAAUCCCUCAUCAAGAAGAUGGAUGCAAAUGCAGAUGGCUUUGUAACCAAAGGUGAACUUAGUGGAUGGAUCCAGCAGUCAUUCAAACAUUAUGCCACAGAGGAGAGCAAAGAACAGUUUCCAGAGCAUGACCUGGAUGGCAACGGAGUUGUUACAUGGGAAGAGUACAACAUUCAUAGUUAUGACCGAAUGCUAGAUUAUGAUGAGAAUACUCCAAUGGAUGAUGAAGAGGAGGAAUCCCUCAGGCAGAUUUUUUUGAAAGAUAAAAAGCGAUUUGAGAAAGCAAACAUUGAUGAGUUAUCAGGACUGACUCUGACAGAAUUUGUAGCAUUUGAACACCCAGAAGAAGCUGAUUAUAUGAAGGACUAUGUCAUACAGGAUGCUUUAGAUGAACAUGAUCAUGACAAAGAUGGAUUUGUCAGCUUAGAGGAAUACCUUGGUGACUAUAGAAAAGACCCAGGUGCAGAGGAAGAUCCAGAAUGGGUAACUGUGGAACGUGAUCGUUUUGAAAACGAUUAUGACAAAGACAAGGAUGGCAAACUUAAUCAAGAGGAACUCUUGUUGUGGAUUAUUCCCAACAACCAAGACAUUGCGCAUGAUGAGGCUGAUCAUCUUGUCAAAGAAAUUGAUGCAAAUGGAGAUGGGAAACUCACAGAAGCAGAAAUACUUGUGAGUCAGGAACUCUUCCUCAACAGCGAAGCAACCGACUAUGGUAGCCAACUACACGAUGAGAAAUUCUACCACGAUGAACUUUAAUGCCAGUCGUUCACUAGUGUUGGGUUUUGUUUCUAUAAACAACUAAAAUUCUUAGACCACUUUCGAGCGAAUUCACUGGCCAGACAAGCGCUCACCAAUAACUGGUAUUAAGUAAAUGACCAGCCCAGUAGAUUUUAACAGUAGCAUUACUGUUAUAAAAACAUCCAUUCCCAUUAUCCUGCUUACCUUACUGAUAAGAUUGUCCACUUCUAUAUCAUUCACCGUUGCUUCACAGAAUUUGAGGUCAAUAUAAAAUUGUGCACAGCAUGUUUGUACCAAUUUUGAAAACCAACAUAAUCAUAGAAUCAUAGAAAAUUUAUGGCACAGAAUGAGGCUGUUGGCUCACUGUCUGUGCCCGCUGAAAAAGAGCUAUCCAGCUUUAUCCCAUUUCUCAGCUCUUGGUGCAUAACCUUGUAGUUAUUGCACUAAAAGUGCAUAUCCAAGUACUUUUCAGAUGAAAUGAGGGUUUUGGUCUCUACCACCCUUUGUAACAAAGAGUUCCAGGCACUUCCCACCUUCUGAGUGACAAAAAUUAUCUUCAAUUUCUCUUAAUGCUUUCUUCACCCAAUCUAGCUAGGUCUCCUCAAUUUUAUAUACCAAAGUUUAGUUAUUCUUAUAAGAAGUGGACCUAUUAAUCUGCCAUUUAUCAGUACCAUAAGACAAUAGAGCAAAUUUUAGAUAUAAAUUCUAAAUAAUGGAGGAAUGGACCUUCCCUCUGCUGAAUAUUUUUCGAUUUUAAAGCACAGUAGGAGAAAUCAACAAUGAGGGAUGAUUUCCUGUGCUCUUUAUCCACAACUUAAUCGUGUAUGCAUUUUAAUACAUGAGUUUAAAAUCCUGUGACAUAAAUUUGAGGAAACUCCCUAAUAAACAGGAAACCUUUUGCUAUACAUUAUAUUUACUCGUACGGAUUUUUUUAAACUCCCAGAUUUGGCACUAAAUCCACAGUUUCACUUAGCAGAGGUAGGAAAUGGAUAGGUACCAUGCACAGUGCAGUACAAGGUGCUCUACUAAGAUUCAAGCUGAAGCACAUUGUUGGGGGAAAUCAGCCUCACUUGAAUAUAACUGCUAUACCUGGCCAGAAGAAUGCUUGAGGUUGGUGCUAGACACAAGGGAAUUGGAAAAUGUUGUAGUUCCCAGCAGUGAUGUACCUCACCUUGAUGAGCACAUAAUUCACAAAAAAAGUCUUUAUAAAAUGCCCCAAAACAUAUGCUGCCUUUUAGACUUAAAACUGUACUCUAAACUUGUCUCGAGCCAAAUAACAGACCGAGCUGUCUGCAGGUGAAUUUUUUAGUUGUAACUAUCCACUCAGAUUGUUUAAAAGAUAGACACUGCAUUUACAUAAAUGCCAAAUGAUGGCUGAUUUCUGUGUUUUAAUUGUUUGAAGUUAAUCAACAAAAAAGCACCCUCUAGGGUUCCUAAAAAGUGUUGUUGAUUUUACUGUGCUUUGUAAUUUAACAUUUGAGGUCAUUUUUAUAACAACGGAAUCACUUAUUCCAGUGACAGACUUCAGUUGUCAUAUGUUUUUGUUUUUUAGUUUAAACCUUUAGUAGGCAGAACUUCAUUUCAUUCUGGGUUUCUGCAAAUUCAGUUAGUAGUUUGCUGUUAAAGAAAUAACAUAGGUAUCAAGAACUACCGAGUCUAGAACUUAUUAUUUACUGUUGUGAUUUCCAGCCACUCUUUCACCUGAGCCUCAUAGUCCUUAAAAUAAAAUCUGCUUGGUGCUAUUGCUGUAAUUAUUCUAGAGCCUAAUUAUUUCAAUGUAGUUUCACAAGUUAGAAACUAUAUAAACCCAUCAAGGUCUGCAAAUCUGUGUGAAUAAACCUCAAAAUUGUGUUAAUCUGUUUACUAAUUAACUGGUUUCUCACCAAUGUUGGACCCACAUAUGGAAAUAAUGACUCACCAUUCCUACUGUCUUUAGUGCUCAUGAAACUGAUGGGUGUGCAAAUCAACAGGACUUAAACUAUAGUUGCUGUCCUCUUUCUGUAUAGAGCACAAUGCAUUAAAAUGUACACUACUUUCUCUUUUAUAGUUUAACAUUUAUAGAAUAAAUCUGAACCAAUUUGUUAUUGAAUUAAUGUCACUUUUAAAACCGCAAUUCAUUUUCACCAGCUGUUGGGUCAUUUAUAUAUGAAAUCCUCAAUGUAUCAGCAUUAGAUUCUCCACACCAAAUAGACUUUAAUUUCUAUUACUGUAUCUGCCUAAUUAACUAGAAUCUGCCGUUGCAUAAAUUGCUAUAAAUAAACACAUUGGCAUAGUUUAUUCAGUAAUUAAAAAAUGGAAAAUGUUGGAGUACACUGCAGACUCAUUAAUACUUCAGGCAGAGGUCCUUUGUGUUUUAAUAGCGGCGGGCCUGAUGUGUACUCAGUGCAUUUGUCUGCCUUUUAGAUUUCUGGUAUUCGCAAUUUCUUUUGUAUUUUUUAAUCUUCCAGAGUUUCCACUUUGAUCAAGGUGACUUCUAAGAAGGUAAUCGGUUAACAUUCAUUUCUUAGGGUUUUAAUGUUCCAAACACACCUUUUAUAGUGGCCAGCAUUGCAGUUAAAAUGGACUCAUACAGAAGGCUCAGCCAGCAGAAGGAUUCAGUUAGACUUACUGCUAAACUAAGUCAGGUUUUGAACCUGUAUGGGACAUUGAUGUUUUACAAAGGUACAGGAAAGGUCAAUGCUGCUUCAUUGCCAAACUGCACAUAUUGGAGAAAAGGCUGUAGAGUACUGAGAAAGACAGGUCACGGUUCAAUGUGAAUCUUUACUCGACUGUGAGAAUGUCAGUGCUUCUUUUCAGCAUCUGUUUGUUUUAAGCUAUAAUUUAAUGUGUGAUCUUUGAAGCAAUUAAUACCUCAAUGUUCUCUUUCAGUUAAUAUCAUUAUAAAGUUAAGGAGAUGUAUCCUUUGCAGUGUUGUACAUAAUGGUUUACGAUGUUCUUAUUGAGCCUUCUAUUUUAUGAUGGGUGGUAUAAUGUUCCAGUUUGUAACUAAGAUGGCAACCUGGUUUUCACUUAAACCAAUGCCACUAACCCUUGGUUUUAAGAUUAAACUUUUGCUGAAAGUUCAAUUAAAAACUUGUGAUGUUUAAA
Carcharodon carcharias (great white shark) is the source of this 4147-nucleotide messenger RNA. RefSeq names its product reticulocalbin 2 (gene rcn2). Gene Ontology annotation, molecular function: calcium ion binding. The transcript has 8 exons. The record is from RefSeq and is a predicted model, not a curated record. The coding region runs from base 119 to 1078 and encodes 319 amino acids. Lineage: Eukaryota; Metazoa; Chordata; Chondrichthyes; Lamniformes; Lamnidae. Gene Ontology annotation, cellular component: endoplasmic reticulum.